AUGGUUUACUCACUGUCCUACCGUCGCCCGGAGCGAGUCUCUCGCCCCGGUACUGCCUCUACUACCUCAGGCGAACACCAGCGAAAGUCAAUCGAGGAAUCAGUCAGGUCUGGCAGCAGCGGCAUGUCCAACGGUAUCCCCGAGGCCUUGUCCUUUGAUACCAUCAUCGCUGGCGGUGCUUGCCCUCCUUGCACUGUCCGCGACUUUAUGAACUUCCUCAAAUACAUUGAGCUGUCGGCAGAAAACCUGCAAUUUUUCCUUUGGUACCGCGACUACGUUAAGCGCUUCAAUGCGCUACCGGAAAGCGAGAAGGUUCUGUCACCCGAAUGGACUGGCGAAAAGACCUCGGACAUCAAGACAAGCCCAGUAGGCUUCAAUGCCGACGCUGCCGCCAUUCUUAGAGGAACCGACUUCGCCAACGAGGGCAAGGUCGCUGAAUCCGAGAAGGGCAGCAACAACCCCUUCUUCACUCCCCCUCGCACGCCUACCAGCGUCGAGCCUGGACGCGAGUACUCUCUUGACUCGUACGAUGAGAGCAUGACUACCGGCAAAGUUGACCACACUCAACGUGCUGCCGGUGCGUUUGAUAACGCAGGACUAAAGUGGAAACCACUUUCUGUCCAACCCUACCGAGAGGAGAUUAACCGUAUCAUCUCCAUCUACAUUGCCGACAAUGGAUCGCGCCAGCUGAACCUCUCAUCGAAGGAGCGUACAGCACUGCUGCAUGCUCUACAGAACACAACGCACCCGUCCGCAUUCAGUGAUGUUAUCACGACUGUGGAGUGGUCGCUCCGUUGCCAAGCGCACCCAAACUUUAUCCGCUGGACCAUUUGCAAUGGCAACCGUCCUCGUGUCAUCUUCGCUCGUGGUCUCGGUAUCUUCGGGAUCGUUGCUGGUCUGAUUGUGGCCAUUAUCCUUACUCUCAGCAGCGCUGGUCGUGCGUGGCGCGUCAUCUCCCUCAUCGGUUUCUUCAUUGGUAUCUCAACAUUGAUCGCAGCAUGGAAGGGUAUGUGUGUUGUCCUGCACGGCAUGCAUCACCGACAUCUGCGUCCAUGGGAGCUAUUCGCAUCCGAUGACGAGCCGCAAAGCUACGACUUCAAGUCCGACUCUUUCCAGAGCGUCGACUCACAUGCAUCGAGUAACUCCUGGGAAGACGAGCCAUGGGUCGCCCGGUACGAGAAGCGCAACGUUGUCCGCAAGGUCUUUGACCGCGAAGUCUGGGUCCAGGAACCUGCUCUCCGCCAAAUCCAGGAUACCAUCUUCAUUCAGGCUAUCAUCGGCGCUCUCAUCAUCUCCGCUGUAGCUGUCGGUAUCUUCUGUGCCAUUCCCAAGGGCAACUACUUCUAA
Molecule: messenger RNA, 1347 nt
Organism: Alternaria atra
Lineage: Eukaryota; Fungi; Ascomycota; Dothideomycetes; Pleosporales; Pleosporaceae
Exons: 3
Coding region: 1-1347 (448 amino acids)
Source: RefSeq, a predicted model, not a curated record